Culex quinquefasciatus (southern house mosquito) is the source of this 813-nucleotide messenger RNA. RefSeq lists its product as uncharacterized. The record is from RefSeq and is a predicted model, not a curated record. Gene Ontology annotation, molecular function: nucleic acid binding. NCBI's taxonomy places the organism in Eukaryota, Metazoa, Arthropoda, Insecta, Diptera, Culicidae. Gene Ontology annotation, biological process: DNA integration. The coding region runs from base 1 to 813 and encodes 270 amino acids. The transcript has a single exon.
AUGGCAACCAAGGCAGUUCAUCUUGAUAUUGUUGGCGACCUUUCUGCUGACUCAUUCAUCGCCGCUCUGAAAAGACUAGCGGCCCGUCGCGGAGUGCCGAAGACGCUGUUUUGCGACAACGGCACAAAUUUUGUCGGUGCACGGCGCACGCUGAACGAGUUCGCGCGGCUGCUCAAAACUCAGCAAGCAAAGGAUCAGGUCGUGCGCAGCUGCUCGGCCGAUGGUAUCCAGUUCCAAUUCAUCCCUCCUCGGACGCCACACUUCGGAGGCAUCUGGGAAGCGGCCGUCAAGUCCCUCAAGAACCAUCUCCGCCGUACUGUCGGCAACGCAAACCUGACUGCUGAGCAGAUGUCCACCUUUUUCGCCCAAGCUGAAGCCUGCUUGAACUCGCGGCCACUUACACCGAUCUCCAACAACCCGGACGAUCUGGACGUUCUAACACCGGGACACUUCCUGGUGCACAGACCGCUGAUCGCCAUACCGAAACCUUCGUAUGAGGAGAUUGCUACGAACCGCCUGUCUCAGUGGCAGAUGAUCCAAGAGUACCUUCGUCCUCUGUGGAAACGCUGGUCCACGGAAUACCUCUCCGGCCUUCAGCAGCGCACUCGGUGGACUCACGAAAGGGACAACAUCCGCAUCGGGACAAUGGUCCUGGUGAAAGAGGACAACCUUCCGCCGCAGAAGUGGCGCAUUGGCAGAGUCAUCGAGAUCUUCCCCGGCAAGGACGGGCAUGUUCGUAUCAUCAAGCUUCGCACACCGGACGGCGUCUACACGCGUGCCAUCACUCGGCAGCCGGCUCAGGACUCACAGUAG